AUGGAAGGGUUCCAGCGUCUUCUAGCAAAAGGUCGCGAUCGCCGGAAUCGAUCGCGUCAAGGCAGAACAGAGAAUGGACUCCCCCUUUCACAGCCUAUAUUCAAAGGGUUCUUCUCAGCUCAGAAGAAGCUUGAAGAGACACAAGAAUUUCAGGACAAGGUCAAAGCCAUCGAGAAAAAAAUUAGAGACCUUCGCAUAACGACACUAGAAGAAUCCAACGUGAUUUAUGCGUUACGAUCUACUGCGGAAGAUAAAGAUGAAGCCUUCGAAUUACUUCUCAUACUGAAAGAUUCUAUUGAAGGCGUUGUUCGAGAGUACACCCCGAGCAUCAAAUUACUCGGCGCAGAAAACCGCGGAGGUGUUACCUGCUACUUGGAUGCCCUUCUAUUUGCCAUGUUCGCCCGUUUGGACUGCUUCGAGCCUAUCCUGUACACAUCGUUCGAUGACGAACCGCGCCAGAAACUUGUGACUUUGCUUCGCUUUUGGGUCAAUUUGCUUAGAUCUGGAAAAUUGAUCAAAGCAGACAUCACGAAACACUUGCAGGAUGCCCUUGCCGAGUGUGGCUGGGAAGACGCAGGCAAGCUCAAGCAACAGGACUCUUCAGAGGCCUUUACCUUCAUUACCGAGAAGCUGGAUCUACCACUUCUCACCCUCAAAAUGGACAUCUUCCACCCUGGAAAAGAGGAUGUAUCUGACGACCACAAAUUCGUCAAUGAACGCUUACUUGAAGUCGCACUUCCUCCGGCGCCUACGGACGGGACGGUUCUCACACUUGAAGAUUGCUUGGAAGCCUACUUCAAUAAUAUAAUCGAAGUGAAGAGGUACAAAGAAAGGCAAAGUACUUUGACAUCCAAUCGCUCAAUGGAAUCGCUAAAAGCGGGAGUUGUUAGUCAUGUCGAGGAAAUCGACAUCACUCCCACUCUAUCCCCGGUGAAAUCUGACCAUUCUAUCGAGAGGCUUGGUGAUGUUCAUCCGUCGAGCCAACCGGUGGAGACUACGUCUUCCCGCCCAAUCUGUCGUCGAGAUAGCAUCGUUCGUGAGCGGUUCGUCCCAGACCCAUAUGACCAAAAAAGCAAAAGUGGCCAGAGCACACCAACCUCAGGGAAGAGUAUUUCUCGUCGGGGGACAUACAUAAAAGAAGUCAUGAUGCCUGCAUGGCAGUUUUUCCGCCUCCUGCCAUGGUACACAGAUAAUACGCCCACGAACGAUGCACAAGUCGCAGCCCAUUUUUCUUCUAAACGACCCAUCCUGGGCAUGUCUUUGAAGCGGUAUUCCUUCCUUCCAAAUGGAAACGCCAUUCGGCUCAACACCUACGUCGAUAUUCCCACGGAAAUUGGACUCCCGCACUUCAUCCAGGACGAUAAUAUGGAUGCGAAUGCCCCCAUUUAUGGGAAUUUCAAGCUGUCCCUGCAAGCAAUGGUCUGUCACAGCGGACACUCGGUUGACUCAGGGCACUAUAUCUCUGUUGUUCGAGGUACCAGUCCCAAUGUACCUUCAAGCUUCAGUGAAGUAUCCGGCCAUCCGCCCGUGGAUACGCCAAAGCACUGGAUGCGUUUCGAUGACCUUGCUAGAGACCAGCGGGUUACUCUGAUUGACAUAGAUAAAGCUUUGAAAAGUGAGAGAGAAUUGCCCUAUCUCUUAUUCUAUCAAAUCCUUCCUAUUGGAGAAGACCCUGCCAUGACUGAUCUCGCCAAAACGUGUUCAUCAGGAGCCUCGACUGCCACCUUAGAAGGCGACCUAAUGGAUAUCUCUCGGAAGCUCAUAAAUUUGACUGUUGGGGAGGCAGCUGAGAGAAGCUCUACUGAAAACGGUGGCUCAGCUCGUCCUAGCUUUGAAAUCACCAAUCCGGAUGGUAACUCAGAACCCCCGUUCCAAGACCACGGCCGCCGCGCGAGUGUCACUUUUUCUGGAAUGAAAACCGUACAUGUACCGCCGCCUCGAUCGGUACCAGCAUCUUCGCCGAAGAUUAUGGCGAUUUCAGAUGAAGAAACUGGCAGGGGGUUUCCUUUUGGCCGUCGUGGCUCUCGUGUAACUAAAAGCAGUUCGGCGAGUCGUGCAAACAGCCAGUCUGGGGAGCAAAGGGUUAGUGCUGGUUUUACUCGUUUUACCUUCUCUCAGCGGCUGAGCAAGGACAAGUUCACCCUCGAUGGUGAUGGUGAGAGUGACGAGUCUGCCAUCGAGGUAGACGAAGCCGACGAUACUAAAUUACGGCCUUUUUCCUCAAGUGAAGCCAAGGAGAAGAGCCCUCGCGGACGUACCAAAGAUCGUCGAUCAAAGGGAAAGGACAAAGAGAACUCGAAGGAGAAGAACAGGAAAUUGGAGCGGGAAUGCAUAGUGAUAUAG
Penicillium chermesinum is the source of this 2343-nucleotide messenger RNA. Its product is annotated as ubiquitin C-terminal hydrolase family protein. Bases 1 to 2343 code for a protein of 780 amino acids. Gene Ontology annotation, molecular function: cysteine-type endopeptidase activity; cysteine-type deubiquitinase activity. The record is from RefSeq and is a predicted model, not a curated record. Gene Ontology annotation, biological process: protein deubiquitination. The transcript has 4 exons. Gene Ontology annotation, cellular component: cytosol; nucleus. Lineage: Eukaryota; Fungi; Ascomycota; Eurotiomycetes; Eurotiales; Aspergillaceae.